Messenger RNA from Opisthorchis viverrini, 306 nucleotides. RefSeq lists its product as hypothetical. The transcript is spliced from 2 exons. The record is from RefSeq and is a predicted model, not a curated record. The coding region runs from base 1 to 306 and encodes 101 amino acids. Lineage: Eukaryota; Metazoa; Platyhelminthes; Trematoda; Opisthorchiida; Opisthorchiidae.
AUGGGGUCACCAAUCUCUGGACUCAUCGCAGAAAUCGCAAUGCAGAAACUGGAGCGAAUCGUACUACCAGAUAUCAAACCGCAAAUAUGGGUACGAUAUGUGGAGGACACAUUCGCUGUUGUAAGGGAAAAUGAACUACUACGAGCGGAGGAACUGCUGAACAACGUGUUUCCCGACAUCCAAUUUACAAUGGAAACUGAAGAGAACAACAAUUUGGCGUCCCUAGACGGAUUCGCGACAGGCUUUAUGGGCGAAGAAGAGAAAUAUUCUCACGAUCCGAAGUCCAUGAAUCAGGACAAUACGUAG